CAUGACAAAGAUUGAGGGAGAGGCCCAUCAAGGAAAAUCAGGGAAUUGUCAGCAGCUAAUUGGCCGUGGAGACUCUGCUAUAUAGCCGAGGGAAGACGCCAUGAUAUGGGAAGCCGAGCUACGUAGCCCCCGCAGCUAGCCUCUUCCGGUGCAACCACCACCACGGAGGAAUCCGGGGUCUUCUUCCUCGCCGCCGUCGAAGAAAGAUGCGGCCUCUACGGGGAGAUCCCGGAGCCGGAGCGGAUCUUGCUGUCCUCUGCUGCUGCUUCUUGCUCCUCUCCUUCCUGUCCCAUGGCGCGGACAUGCCCCUAGGCUCCUCCCUCUCGCCGGCGGCCAAUUCGACCUCGUGGUCGUCGCCCAACUCCACCGUCUCCCUCGGCUUCGCGCCGUCCCCGACCUCCCGGUCGCUCUUCGUGGCCGCGGUCACCUAUGCCGGCGGCGUCCCCGUCUGGUCCGCCGGAGCCGGCGCGGCCGUGGAUUCGAGGGGCUCGCUCCGCCUCUCGUCCUCCGGCGAUCUGCAACUGGUCAAAGGAUCCGGGGCCGUGCUAUGGUCGUCCGGCACCGCCGGCCAGGGCGUCGCCGCCGCCGCCCUGCAAGAGAGCGGCAACCUCGUGCUCAAGAAUUCCAGGGGGCGCGUCGUGUGGCAGUCAUUUGACCACCCGACGGACACCGUGGUCAUGUCGCAGAGCUUCACCUCCUGCAUGAACCUCACCUCCGGCCCCUACGUCUUCGCCGUCGAUAGGUCCGGCAACCUCACGCUCAGCUGGGCCAGCGCCGGCGCCGCCCCCGUCACCUACUUCAAUAAGGGCUACAACAACUCCUUCACCGCCAACAAGACAGUCACGCUCACGAUGCAGACCAACGGCAUCGUCUCCCUCAACGACGGCUCCCUCGUCAACCCCGUCGUGGUCGCCUACAGCAGCAACUACGGCGAGAGCGACGACAUGUUGCGCUUCUUGCGCCUCGACUCGGACGGCAACUUCCGCGCCUACAGCGCCGGGCGCGGCAGCGGCACGGCGACGGAGCAGUGGUCGGCGGUGGCGGACCAAUGCCAGGUGUUCGGCUACUGCGGCAACAUGGGCGUGUGCAGCUACAACCGCACGUCGCCGGUUUGCGGCUGCCCGUCGCGGAACUUCGAGCUCAACGACGCCGCCAACCCCCGCAGCGGGUGCAAGCGCAAGACCGAGCUCCAGAACUGCCCGCGCAACUCCACCAUGCUCCAGCUCGACAACACGCAGUUCCUCACCUACCCGCCGGAGAUCGCGAUCGAGCAGUUCUACGUCGGCAUCACGGCAUGCCGCCUCGACUGCCUCGCCAGCCGCUCCUGCGUCGGCGCCACCGCGCUUUCCGACGGCUCCGGCCUCUGCUGGCUCAAGGUGUCCAACUUCGUCAGCGCCUACCAGUCGGCGUCGCUCCCCAGCGCGUCUUUCAUCAAGGUCUGCUUCCCCGGCCUCCCCAGUCCGGCUGUCGUCGCCGGGCACUAACGCGUCGUCGCGGGGACCUCCAGCCUCCAUGGAUGAUUUUUCCUUCUUCUGUAAAACCAUACACUACUACUACUAGCAAAGCUUGGCAGCCGUUGCAGAACUUUGUGGGUUCAGAGAAGUAAAAUAACACCC
This is a messenger RNA of Triticum dicoccoides, 1616 nucleotides long. RefSeq names its product G-type lectin S-receptor-like serine/threonine-protein kinase At1g34300. The coding region runs from base 207 to 1484 and encodes 425 amino acids. The record is from RefSeq and is a predicted model, not a curated record. Gene Ontology annotation, biological process: recognition of pollen. NCBI's taxonomy places the organism in Eukaryota, Viridiplantae, Streptophyta, Magnoliopsida, Poales, Poaceae. The transcript has a single exon.